Molecule: messenger RNA, 3969 nt
Organism: Oncorhynchus kisutch (coho salmon)
Lineage: Eukaryota; Metazoa; Chordata; Actinopteri; Salmoniformes; Salmonidae
Gene: p2ry10
Product: P2Y receptor family member 10
Exons: 5
Coding region: 431-1807 (458 amino acids)
Biological process (GO): positive regulation of Rho protein signal transduction; phospholipase C-activating G protein-coupled receptor signaling pathway
Cellular component (GO): plasma membrane
Molecular function (GO): G protein-coupled receptor activity
Source: RefSeq, a predicted model, not a curated record
CAGUUGUCUGUCUCUCUGUCAGAUAGGAUCUGUGUGACUCAGAGAAAGCUGUUAGCAGUGUGACUGGUGGAUCAGGGUGUGUUGUAGUUAGUGACUGGGUAGUUGACGUGGAGGGGAUUCCCACUCUGUGUUCUGCUGUCACCUGGACUGAAGCUCAAAGUACUACACCUGACUGAAGUGACAGAGGACCUGUCAGUUGUUCUACUACUGAGUGACUGCUGUUUCACAUCCAUCUGCUGAUGUCAUCCUCUGAUCUGACCUCUCACCUGACCUCUACCUACGCCUCAUCAGACUGACUCACCUGGAAAGGCAACCUACCUGGUGGAACUAGAGUUCCUCUCCUGUCCUGAUGUGGGAGAGGCAGCUUUGGGUACAGAAUUAAUGUGUGUGUUUGUUUGUGAGCUGUGGAUUUGAUUGAGUGUAUAAGAGUAUGAAUCUGAACGUCUCUGGUCUGUGGGAGGAGCUUCCUGUUAACUCCUCCGUGCGGUGUCCCUAUUAUGUGAUUGGUUGGGAGCCACAAAUGGAGCAGCUGUACUUUUGGUUCUACCUGCUGCUCUUCAUCCCUGGUCUCUGCCUCAACACCACGGCUCUCUGGGUGCUAUGUAGACACAUCAGUAAGAAGACCAAGGCAGUGAUCUUCAUGGUGAACCUGGCUCUAGCUGACCUACUCCAUGUCAUGUCUUUGCCUCUGAGGAUCCACUACUACCUGACACACACCUGGCCCUUUGGACAAACACUGUGUCUGUUCUGUUUCUACCUCAAAUACCUCAACAUGUACGCUUCCAUCACCUUCCUGGUGUGUAUCAGUGUCCAGAGGUGUGUGUUUUUGCUACAGCCCUUCUAUGCCAGGCGGUGGAGACGGCGUUAUGACCUGUUGAUCAGCGCCACCGUGUGGCUGGUGGUGGGAAUAGGUUGUUCCCCCUUUAUUAUCAUGAGGAUCAGCAACAGCACUGUUCCCAGUCUUAUACCCAGCUCUAACCCCAGCCAUUACACUGGUAGUCCUAUUCAAUACUCCACACCCUCCACCUUACCUUACACAAGCUCCAGCCCCAGCGGCUGUUUUAAGGACCUGCCCACCAGGAAACUGCCACUCCCCAUUGUGGCAGCCAUGAUGGUGCUUGCGGAGCUGUUUGGGUUUGUGUUACCGCUCAGUGCCAUCAGUUACUGCUCUCUCCGGAUCGCUCACUCACUGAGACAGAGACAGGACAGAGAGCACCACCACAACCACCGCUGCCCCUCGACCAGCCAGGCCCAACCCUCAGCCCAGACAGACAGAGAGCACCACCACAACCACCGCUGCCCCUCGACCAGCCAGGCCCAACCCUCAGCCCAGACAGACAGAGAGCACCACCACAACCACCGCUGCCCCUCGACCAGCCGGGCCCAACCCUCAGCCCAGACAGACAGAGAGCACCACCACAACCACCGCUGCCCUUCGACCAGCCAGGCCCAACCCUCAGCCCAGAUUAACAGGCAGAUGGACAAAGAUAAGCGUCGCGCCCUGAGGAUGGUUAUGAGCUGCUCGGCUCUAUUCUUGUUCUGUUUCGCUCCGUACCACAUCAAUUUCCUGUUGUACGUGAUGGUGUCUCAGGAUAUAGUGUCCCACUGCCCCACGAUGCUGGUGGUGCGUCAUUUCCACCCUGUUUCGCUGUGUGUAGCCAGUCUUUCCUGCUGUCUGAACCCUUUGUUAUAUUACUUCCUCACUGCAGAGUUCAGACAGCACCUCUCCCAACGCACCUCCUCCCUCUCCUCCUCCAUUAGAGGCCGGCUCAUGAGUCUGGAAAGCACCUCCUCUUUUAGGGAGUAACAACUCCUGUAGGGAGCACUUUGUCUCCUCCUCCUCUCCUCAAUCAAUCAAAUGUAUUUACAAUGCCCUUUUUACAUCAGCUGACGUCAAAAAGUGCUAUAUAGAAACCCAGCCUAAAACCCCAAACAACAAGCAAUGCAGGUGUAGAAGCACGGUGGCUAGGAAAAACUCCCUAGAAAGACCAGAACAUAGGAAGAAACCUAGAGAGGAACCAGGCUAUGUGGGGUGGCCAGUCUGUUUCUGGCAGUGCCAGGUGGAGAUUAUAACAGUACAUGGCCAAGGUGUUCAAAUGUUCAUAAAUGGCCAGCAUGGUCAAAUAAUAAUAAUCACAGUAAUUGUCGAGGUUGCAACAGGUCAGCACCUCAGGAGUAAAUGUCAGUUGGCUUUUCAUAGCCAAUCAUUCAGAAUUAUAGACAGCAGGUGCGGUAGAGAGAGAGAGUCGAGAACCGCAGGUCUGGGACAGGUAGCAUGUCCGGGGAACAGGUCAGGGUUCCAUAGCCGCAGGCAGAACAGUUGAAACUGGAGCAGCAGCACAACCAGGUGGACUGGGGACAGCAAGGAGUCAUCAGGCCAGGUAGUCCUGAGGCAUGGUCCUAGGGCUCAGGUCCUCUGAGAGGAGGGGAUAGGGAGAGAAUUAGAGGGAGAAUACUUAAAUUCACACAGGGCACCGGAUAAGACAAGAGAAAUACUAGAGAUAUAACAAACUGACCCUAGCCCCCCGACACAUAAACUACUGCAGCAUAAAUACUGGAGGCUGAGACAGGAGGGGUCGGGAGACACUGUGGCCCCGUCUGACGAUACCCCCGGACAGGGCCAAACAGGCAGGAUAUUACCCCACCCACUUUGCCAAAGCACAGCCCCCACACCACGGGGCGGCAUGGUAGCUUAGUGGUUAGAGCGUUGGACUAGUAACCGAAAGGUUUCAAGUUCAUAUCCCCGAGCUGACAAAGUACAAAUAUGUCGUUCUGCCCCUGAACAGGCAGUUAACCCACUGUUCCUAGGAUGUCAUUGAAAAUAAGAAUUUAUUCUUAACUGACUUGCCUAGUUAAAUAAAGGUAAAAUAUAAAAUAUCAACAGACCACCAACUUAUUACCCUGAGACAAGGCUGAGUAUAGCCCAUGAAGAUCUCCCCCACGGCACAACCUGAGACACACCCUUUCUAGGGACGGCAUGGAAGAGCACCAGUAAGCCAGUGACUUAGCCCCUGUAAAAGGGUUAGAGGCAGAGAAUCCCAGUGGAAAGAGGGGAACCGGCCAGGCAGAGACAACAAGGGCGGUUCGUUGCUCCAGAGCCUUUCCGUUCACCUUCACACUCCUGGUACUCAAUCAUAGGACCUACUGAAGAGAUGAGUCUUCAAUAAAGACUUAAAAGUCGAGACCGAGUCUGUGUCUCUCACAUGGACAUUCCAUAAAAAUUGAGCUCUAUAAGAGAAAGACCUGCCUCUGGCUAUUUGCUUAGAAAUUCUAGGGACAGUUAGGAGGCCUGCAACUUAUGUCCGUAGCAUAUGUGUAGGUAUGUAGGGCAGGACCAAAUCAGAGAGAUAAGUAGGAGCAAGUCCAUGUAAUGCUUUGUAUGUUAGCAGUAAAAGAUCAGCCCAAUUUUGCACUAACUGAAGUCUAUGUCGUGCUUUUUCCGGGAAGAUUCUCUUUUAAUACACUGCCUGUUCUGUUUCUACCUCUCCUUUCAUCCUUUCCGUCUCUCUCCUCUCCUCUCUCAUCAUCAUUUCCUCCUCUCCUCUGUCCUCUCCUUUCCUCCUCUCUCCCCCUCUCCUCUCAUCUCUCCCCUCUCCUCUUACUCAUCUCCUCUUUACUAUCUCGUCCUCUCCCUUUUCUCCUCCUCUCCUCUUCCUCCUCAUCCUCCUUUCCUCUUCCUCUUCCAUUUCCUCCUCAUCUCCUCCGUAGACAGAUAAAGACUGUUACACAACAGAACCCCCCCCCCCCCACUCUGGAGGGACAGAGAGACACUGAACUUCGACCCUGAAAAUGUGAUAUAUAACCAGCUAUGUUACUGUAAGAUAAACUGAUGAUGUUUGAAUGGGACUCUUAUAAGCUAAAUGUGCUAAAACGGUAUGAUGCAGAGAAAGCCUGGGUCAUUGUAUGCAUCAGCUGCUGUUAGAUCAUGUUGUAAAUUAUGUCAAUAAAAAGCAGCUUGUUGCCAUAUCA